This is a messenger RNA of Branchiostoma floridae (Florida lancelet), 2068 nucleotides long. Its product is annotated as myb-like protein X. The record is from RefSeq and is a predicted model, not a curated record. The transcript has 9 exons. The coding region runs from base 60 to 1709 and encodes 549 amino acids. NCBI's taxonomy places the organism in Eukaryota, Metazoa, Chordata, Leptocardii, Amphioxiformes, Branchiostomatidae.
CCCAGAUCGGCCACACCCCCUACCUGUGACCCCUGCAGAGCCACAAGCCUCAACCAAUCAUGUGCAACCCUGUCCUGCCACACGAGCAGUUUGUAGAGUACCUCAGAAUACAGGAAGAAAGUGAACUGAGACAGAAAGCUAAGAUUGCUGAACUGAAGAGGAAACUGCAAGAGAAGAAGGCAACACUGGAGAAGGAAAAGGAAAUGGAGGAGCAAAAACUGAAAGAAAACCUUGCCAAGAUUGGGAUAGACAGAAGAAAAGAGAUGGAAAUGGAGAACACAGACAAUUCUGAAGAACUUGAAAUAUCCAGAGUCCCAGGAACUGGAACCAAUGAGAUUCCAGAUAGCAUGGUUUCCAUGGAAACCGAAGAGACUGAGGAUGCUGUUGUCAUGGAAACAAGAAGUAUGGAUGAUAUGCAGAAGGGUGAAGGUCUGGGGCGUGGCAGGGUGAAGGUUGCCAAGGCAACAAGGGAGGAUGAUGAAGAUGAUGAUGAUGAGGAUGAAGAUACGGAGGUGGAAGUUGAAAAGGAAGAAGAAGACGAGGAUGAAAAAGAAGACAAUGACAUAAUAGAGGCGUUGGAGUUGAAAGAACUGAACAAAGCUCUUAAGAAACUCCAGAAAACCCUGCUGGAGGCCAUGGAGAAUAGAGUAAAGGAGGCCGAGGAUGCUGGGGCUGACAUAGACAUUGAAGAUGUAGAUGAGAAGAUAGAGAGUCUGAACCUUGCGGAGUCCGUUGACCCCGGUGACCUGCGGACUGUGGUGAAGCAAGCCGUGCAGGACAGGCUGCAGAAACAGGAACCUUCCCAGGAUGCCGCGGGGCAGGAAACUGAGGAAGACAACACAUUAAGAUACACAUCCCAGCAGGACGGAGACAUGACUGACAGUACAGAAGAUGAAGAUGAUAUAGAUGAGGAUGAGGAGGAUGAAGAAGAGGAGGAGGAUGCUGAGUUUGUUAAGGAGUUUGAGGAGGAACUUGGCAGUCUCAAGCACAAGUCCAGGCUGUCUAAGAUGACGGAGAAAGUCCGACAGGAGAUGACCAAGCAGUUUGAUGACAUCAUUGAUGAGGCAGAGGAGGAACUUGGCACUGAAGAGGGCACAGACCCGGGGGUGGAUCGCAGCGAUGCGGCCAGGAAACUGGCAAACACCCUGAACAAACUUCUGGAGAAGAUGGAGAAGAAAAGUUCCCCAGAGACAAAGGGGGAGGGGGGCGAGGGGGAUGCUCUGGAGGAAGAGGAAGAAGAAGAGGAUGAAGAGCCACCCUUCUCCACCCCCCCACCAAAACAGGACCUGAGAAGCCGGGAUCAGGUCAAAGUUCGCGUGACGAAGAUUCAGCUGGGCGACAAGGAGCGGCUGCAGGAGAACAAGGGGCAUGAUGGGAUAUCUGCUCAGGACCGCAGGAAGAUGGAGGAAACUGUGAAGGAAGAACUGGAGAAGGCCGGGAUGAAGACACAAGGAAACAUUGAAGUGAAGAUCAUCACCACUGGUUACUAUGGUGAUGAUGAUGAUGUCCAUCUUCUGGGAGAUGAGGAGACUUCGUACUUCAGAGAGAUGAUUGUCACAAUGCUGAUGGGAGGAGAGGAGGCCCUAGCAGAACAGAGAAGACAACAACAGUUAGAAGAGAACUACAGAUUCAAGUUUACUCCCGCUCCAAAAGAAGUCCUCUCAGAAGCAGAAAGCAGUAGAACAGAUACUGAGGACACUGAUAAAUAGCUAAACCAGACCCUUCUAAAUUUUUGUAUAUGAAAUGUUCAUGUCGGUGUAUAUUGUAUAUGUAGGUCAUAAGUAAAUGGUAAUCGGUACUAUUAUUAGCUGUCAACAAUGUACAGGACUGGUACAAAUUACUGUUAGAUACAAGUUACUGUUUACAGUAUGUGAUAAGAUAUAACAAUGAUUUUCUGCCCACCAAGUUUGUAUAUUGUACAAAGAUAUCAUCCUAAUAAUAGAAAGUUACAUUCGGCUUACAGUUGUAUUUGGUAGGGAUUUCUGAGAAUUUCACAUUUUGAUGCAAUGCAAUGAUUUCCUUCAUACUGUCUGUAACAUGGGGUUCCUUCACUUAAAAAGUGUGGUUA